GAAAUGGCGCAUCUGAGUCUGCCGUGUCAGCCUUUCUGCUGCCGAGACUCUUUCAGGUUCUGGCGAGACUGAAAACAGCUUUUUAUCAGCUCCAAAGGAAACAUGGCUCUCAGCUCCGCUCCUCCACCGAACUUCUCCUGGGUAGAGCCUCAGAAAGUGGCUGGACUGGCUUUACCCUCGAGCCCGGAGCACUACCGGUUUCUGCUGCGCCACGGCAUCCGGCAUCUCGUGUGUUUGUGUGAGACCAAACCCCGGCAUUACGACUCCUGUCCAGGACUGACCCUGCAUCACAUCGCCAUAGUGGACUUCACUCCUCCUAGUUUGGCUCAGAUCCAGAGAUUUCUGUCCAUCGUUGAAAACGCCAAUUCCAAAGGAGAGGGUGUCGGAGUGCACUGUAUGCAUGGACAUGGCAGGACAGGGACCAUGCUGGCCUGUUACCUGGUCAAGGUGAGGAACAUCUCAGGAGUGGAGGCAAUAAAAGAGAUCCGGAAACUUCGCCCAGGGUCCAUAGAGACAAAGGACCAAGAGCAAGCAGUGAUAAAGUUUCAACAGUACCUCCGUGAUACAGUCACUAAAGGUUAGGACACGGUGGACAGAGUUGUAGACAAAAAUGUUUUUCUUUUUGGUAAGAUUUACAGUGUAAUGCAGAUUUCUGUGUCAGGUACACUAUUUUUUUUAUAACAGUCCCAUUGCCCCAGUAACAAAGCCAUCAUAUUUUGCUAGAACAGUAUUUUCUAACCCCAAUACUGAAGGCCCAUCUGUCCCGAGCAUAAGGCCAUCAUGGGUGUGUUACAGCAGGGAAGACCUGAAAACUGUGCAGAGCUGAAGUUGGGAAACACUGUUCUACUGUAUGCUGAUACUGAACAAACACAAUUCUGCAAUACAGGUUUUCAGAGGCGCACACCCACGUAAUGUUUGGACCACACCUGUAAAUGAGGGAAGCUGUGGCUCUGUACAAAACAUCCUAUUAUUCAUGUUCAAAUGGACACUUGACACAACAGUCACUACAAGCUUUAUGUACAUAUUUCUUUCAGAGUUGAAGCACCAUGUAGGUGUGGUUUCUGUUUGCGCUGUGUUUUUGCAUUCCAUCUACUCAGGUCAUUUCAUCCUUUAUGCAGGUACAUACAUUAAGACAACAUUUCACUGAUGUAAAUGAAAUACUUUUUUUUUUGUUUAUUGUCUUUUCUCUGGAAAUACCACGGUUAACGUAUCAUUUGGGUGCAGUAUUCUGUGUUGAGGCUGAGCCUUCAUGAGAUACUACAUCUGACUAAAAGCUUUUUCUCCAGCUGCAGAUUAAAGGGGAAUUUUCAGCAUUUAAAUACAUUUCUGAAUAAUAGAAAUGUUUAAAUGUCAACAACUGGUCUGAUGUGAACAUCUCCGUUCUGGAGAAUCUUAAGCCAGAAUUGUUCAGUGGUGGUGAUGUGAACCAGACGUCUGAAGCAUUUAAUGCCUCUAAAAGCUCCUUCACAGAAAGUUAUUACAUGAAAUGGUUAUGAUGUCUGAGACAUUGUUUCAUAAUAUUGAGAAGGUUUUAGCCUAAAAUCUAUUUUCUAAAAUCCAUUCAUGGCACUGAGGUACAUGCAUGGAGUUCUAAUGCAAAAUAGUCUGCAAAAUAAACCUUUUUUUCAGAUUUACCACUUUCACCAUAAUCAUUACAUAAAACAGACAAAACAUGUAGGUUCACAGAUUAUUUGAAAGGUAAACAAAAUAUUUUGCCACUGUCAGAAAAAAAAAAAUAAAAAAAUCUCCAAAAAGUAACUUUACAGGAGAAGGAAAAACAUUCGUAACUUGUAAUGGAAGUGAAUGGAAAAAGAUUUUUUUCUCAAGUAAUUUUGGACCAUUUCUUUGGGUCUGUUCAUUAUAAAAUUAACACAAUGCAAAGGGUAGCUGGAGGGUACGCAUCAGCAGUAAUUUGUAUUGUAGACACUGUGACCCCUGGUUCCUGUCACUACCACUGUAAAGAAAACCUGCGUUGACUUGGAUUGACUGUUUACAUCUAAAUGAUUGAAUUAUGCAGAUUAUGCAGUCUGUGGAGGGAUUGUCAAAUGAACCCAGGACAGUGUCUGUAAACUCAACCUUAUAUGAAGUGCCCAGUACGAAAAAAAUGCAUCCUUACCAAAGCAGUCAUUUUUUUUUUGUAAAAUCUGCAUUUAUUUAUGAUUUACAAAAGCCUAACAUGUAACAACCAUUAAAAUGAAUCAAAUAAAUUCUUCUUUAACCUAAAAUGGAAAACAUGACUGUGUGUAUACAUGUCAGUUUACAUUUUUGAAGCAGAAAAAAGAGGAUAUUGACACUAUAGCCGUAUGCAUCGUUUUAAAUUUACAAAGGUUGUGUAGUCUGGAAAAAUUAUUUACACAUACACCAGCAAGUCUAGACUGUCAAUGGAGAUCUACAACCACAUCUUCAAUGCAAAUAUAAUCUCCAAUACUGUAGUGAAGGGAAGUCUAACUAAAUUCAGAAUGAAUCUUUAUAACAAUCAAGGCUGUUCUGUCAAAACAAAAAUACAAAAAAAAGGGAUACACAAAUAAUUCUCUGAUGUAAAUGCUUUUCAUGGAUCAAUUUCCAACAGAGACUGUCCAGACUUUCAUAAAUAGAAAAGAAUGUGUUGCAAGGUUCAAAUAAAUACCUGCUAAGCAAAAGCGAGGCGUCCAUGUCUCAUUUCCUUUUUAACUCUUUUUCUCAAAAUCACUUCUUUAACGUAUGCUACCGUCAGACUGGUCAUAACUACAUCGGCUGGUCAGUGUCACUCAACUAUGCAAAUGUCCAUUCAGUUCAAUCAAGUCCAUUCAGUAAUAGUACAAAACUUAAAAGUGGGAAAAUAGAAAACUCUGAAUAUUAGAAAACUCAAACUCCCUCUGGAAUGACAUGUUCACCAACAGUCAAAAUAAAGAUUCUGAAGCCAGAGGAAGACUGACAUUUGCAAAUCAUGCUGACGAGGUUUCGUGAACUCCGUCCAAUGAACUGUGUUUACAUAGACACAACAGAGGUGACGAAAGUCCGACAGUGUAUGUGAAUGUAUAAGUGAACCAGCAGCUCUAUGUUUGGAAUCCAUUAACAUGGAUGUGCACUUUACUUGAGAGCUACAAAUCAAGUCUACUGUGACCAGCUUCAUCCCAUAAAUUUCACUACUGGGAGAGUGGACGUAGGAUAUUGGUCUGUUCUAAAUCAGCACUUGUAGUCAGAAGGAAAAUAAAUGUGGAAAUAUGCAGAUAGAGCAUAAAACACCACCAUAAAAUGUCCCAUGUUGCUGAAUGAUAUUUAAAAAAAAAUAAAAUGUGAAGAGAAUGCAUCAUUUUGU
Colossoma macropomum (tambaqui) is the source of this 3298-nucleotide messenger RNA. RefSeq names its product dual specificity phosphatase 23a (gene dusp23a). Gene Ontology annotation, biological process: protein dephosphorylation; cilium assembly. The transcript has 2 exons. The record is from RefSeq and is a predicted model, not a curated record. Gene Ontology annotation, molecular function: protein tyrosine/serine/threonine phosphatase activity. The coding region runs from base 103 to 582 and encodes 159 amino acids. Lineage: Eukaryota; Metazoa; Chordata; Actinopteri; Characiformes; Serrasalmidae.